Molecule: messenger RNA, 1485 nt
Organism: Euleptes europaea (tarantolino)
Lineage: Eukaryota; Metazoa; Chordata; Lepidosauria; Squamata; Sphaerodactylidae
Product: B-cell CLL/lymphoma 6 member B protein-like
Biological process (GO): regulation of transcription by RNA polymerase II
Cellular component (GO): nucleus
Molecular function (GO): protein binding; RNA polymerase II cis-regulatory region sequence-specific DNA binding; DNA-binding transcription factor activity, RNA polymerase II-specific
Source: RefSeq, a predicted model, not a curated record
AUGGGCGGCCCGGGCGAGGCGGGCUACGUGCGCGAGUUCACCCGCCACUCCAGCGACGUCCUGCUGAACCUCCACGAGCUGCGGAAGCGCCGCCUCCUCACCGACGUCACCCUGCGGGUGGGAGGGCGCCCCCUGCAGGCCCACAAAGCCGUCCUCACCGCCUGCAGCGGCUUCUUCUACUCCAUCUUCCUGGGCCAGGGCGGCCACGAGGUGAGUGUGCUGGCACUGCCCAGCUCCAUCGAGCCGGCUGGCUUCCAGGCCCUCCUGGACUUCAUGUACACCUCCCGCCUCCUCCUCACCCCGGGCACCGUGCCUGCUGUCCUGGCCGCCGCCUCCUACCUGCAGAUGGAGCAUGUGGUGGAAAGCUGCCAUCGCUUCAUCCAAGCCAGCUACGACCGCGUGCCUUUCCUCUUCGCUCCCCCGGCUGACAGCUUCCUUCCCCUGGGCGAGGAAGGGGCCUCCUCGGUGGUGGGCUUCCCGAGCCUGAUGCUGGACCCACCGGCCGGCCCCUGCUUCCCCCCCAAGGAUAAGGAGCCAGGCUCCGGGAUGUCUCCAGGCGCUGCGGGCCAGUCGCCUCCUGGCCAGCCCGCCUCCCCUCGAGGAUCCAGCAGCUGCAACCCCAGCCCGGCCCCAAAAGCCUCCUGCCACUGGAAGAAGCACCGCUUUAUCAUGCUGAACUCCCUUCUGCGAGACCAGGCCGGCGGCCAGCAAGACUCCUCCGGGACCCCGGCUCCACACAGGAUGCCUGCAGCACAGACCCAUGGCUGCCCCGUCUGCAACCAGCCACCCCCAUGGCUCUGCUCACAUUCCCGAGAGGAUGUUUCCAGGAGCCGGGGAAGCCCGUCUGGCAUAGGGUACCAGGAGGAAGACGAGGAGGGGGAGGAAGGAGGGAGAGCGCCGGCGCAACCCCCCUCUGAGGAAAAGCCUUACAAAUGCCAUUUCUGCAACUCUGCUUUCCGUUACAAGGGGAACUUGACAAGCCACAGGUCCCUGCAUACAGGAGAGAAACCUUAUCGCUGCAGGAUUUGCGGGGCCCAGUUCAACCGGCCGGCCAACCUGAAGACGCACCUGCGCAUCCAUUCGGGGGAGAAGCCGUUCAAGUGUGAGACCUGCGGCUCCCGUUUUGUACAGGUAGCUCACCUGCGGGCCCAUGUCCUGAUCCACACUGGGGAGAAGCCCUACCCCUGUGACACCUGCGGGACCCGCUUCAGGCACCUGCAGACGCUGAAGAGCCAUAUCCGCAUUCACACAGGCGAGAAGCCUUACCAGCAAAUCACAGCCAAUGGAGGGUUUCAGAGACAUACCAACUAUUCAGAGGCUGCUUCCUGCUUGACCCCGGUCUGUUCUUGGCAGUGUGAGAAAUGCAACCUGCGCUUCCGCCACAAGAGCCAGCUGCGGCUUCACCUGCGACAGAAACACGGCGCGAUCACCAACACCAAGAUCCGCUACAAAGUUCUUGACGGUCCCUACGCCACCCUCUGCUAA